Molecule: messenger RNA, 1335 nt
Organism: Mercurialis annua (annual mercury)
Lineage: Eukaryota; Viridiplantae; Streptophyta; Magnoliopsida; Malpighiales; Euphorbiaceae
Exons: 10
Coding region: 67-1074 (335 amino acids)
Cellular component (GO): endoplasmic reticulum membrane
Source: RefSeq, a predicted model, not a curated record
AGUGGAGAAGGAACACAAAAAACAAAUAACAGGUUGAAAAAAAUACAGAGAGUAAACAAAACAAAAAUGGGGGUUUUAUGGGCAAUUACAGAGCUUUUGAUAGCCAUAGCAGUUUUAAUUGCUUCUCUAUUACUCACUGCAAUCAUUUUCGAAUCCUUUAAACGACGACACAAUAACAAGCAUGUUGAUUCUCAUGUUAUAUUCGAGGAUCCUAAUUCCUUGAAACAGGUUCCAUGCCCUAAUAUCCAUGAUCCAGCAACAAAGUAUAUAUCUUUGAUUAUACCUGCAUUUAAUGAAGAGUACAGGCUUCCUGGAGCACUUGAGGAAACCAUGAUUUAUCUUCAACAACGUGCGGCAAAGGAUAAAUCUUUUACUUAUGAGGUAGUGAUAGUCGAUGAUGGAAGUGCUGAUGCAACAAAAAGAGUAGCAUUUGGCUUUGUCAAAAAGUAUACAGUGGACAAUGUUAGGGUUAUCCUUCUUGGAAAAAAUCAUGGCAAGGGAGAAGCUAUACGAAAAGGCAUGCUUCAUUCACGUGGUGAAUUACUAUUAAUGCUGGAUGCUGAUGGUGCAACCAAGGUUAAUGACCUUGAGAAACUUGAAAAUCAGAUUAAUGCAGUUGCCAAGAAAGAAUUUCAUUUAGGAGAUUCAGCAGCUCCAGAUUCAAAUUUCAGAAUAUCUGACAUCCCAAUUGCUGCUUUUGGUUCUCGUGCUCACCUUGAGGAGAAAGCUUUAGCAUCAAGAAAGUGGUACCGCAAUUUUCUAAUGAAGGGCUUUCAUCUUGUGGUCAUCUUAAGUGCCGGUCCUGGAAUUCGCGACACCCAGUGUGGUUUUAAGAUGUUUACAAGGGCUGCAGCAAGGAAACUUUUCACAAACAUUCGGCUGAAAAGAUGGUGCUUUGAUGUUGAGGUGGUUUAUCUAUGCAAAUGGUUUUCUAUUCCUAUGAUUGAAAUUUCUGUUAACUGGUCUGAAAUUCCCGGAUCAAAGGUGAAUCCGUUAAGCAUUCCAAACAUGCUUUGGGAGCUCGCGAUCAUGUCUGUCGGAUAUCGGAUGGGAAUGUGGAAAGUAAGCAAAUAAGCAUAAUUAUUGAGUUAAUUACAGGAACCACUAUACCCGGGAUGAAGGACGACAGUGAUGAAUACACACUCGGGUGUAAAAGCACCUUUUAAAGCAAUUACAAUUUUUGCGAGCGGGAAAUGCAAGCCAUAAUCUAACCCUUUGAAUUAGUCUGUUAUACCACUUUGAUUGGCCAUAUUUUCUUCUAUUUCUUAUAACUGAUAAGUUGAAUUUAGAAUUUUGAUUGAUAUUUAAGAGACAUUAUAUAGCACUUUUUAUUAA